CCAUGGUUCAACAUUUCAGAGCUACCUGCUGGUAAAGUAACAGCCGCCAUCAGAUCAAUCAAAUAUUCUGCCGAUGAGGGCGCUAUGCCGUAGCUAUGAACGCUUAUGAUUUUUAUUGCAGGUUGUUGGAGUCAGAAGAGGUCCCACCAUGGCCCAAGUUAACAAGCCUCCUCCGAGCCGAAGACGACCAAAGGAGUUAAAGCCCUUCUAUGAGAAGCCGUCCGAUGCGGAGACCAGCUCGGAUAUCAUCAAGGAGGCCAGGUCAUCGCUGCGCACCGUGCGGACAAAUAGACCGUUCACACCCUUGGAGGAUAAACGGACGCUGUUUGGUGGCAGCGCAGCUAGGAGUCCCAGUGAUAGACCACCUUCUGCAUAUAGUCUGGGUGCCCGGCAUUUUGAUGGCAGUGACGUCAGACCAAAGUCAAAUACCAGGCUUACUCCCCUUGAUCAUAGUCCCAGCCAGUCCCUGAGCCCGGUAUCUCCAUCAUCCAGUGGGGAGAGCCUCCCUCAACUAGCCAAGCCCCCAAAACCCCCUCCACUAGACCCGUCCCGCCCAGCAUCCGGCAAGCGACGGACGCACAAGUUGAAGAGCGCCCUCAGUCAAGAUGGAAAUUCUGUCCAAAUCUUACCCCAGCCCCUGGAGAGAAGAUUGUCCAACCCUCUACCGUCCCCGACGCCACCCGGGGAUGAUCAGCUCCAGCGAAGGGUGCAUAGCGGGCCCAAGGAAAGGACCAGACCACAGUUAGAGGAAGGCAUACCACGCGUCAAAUCGGCCGAUAGUGUACCGGUUCACAGGCAAGAAAGAGAACGUAUUAAAAGCAGCGGUUCAACGAGAGCCGAGAGCGGCUACGUCAGUGACCGCGCGUCCAGCGGCAGUCGGUCAGGAGGGAGUAGCCGUGAGGAGGAAACGGCGGAGGAGGCCCUCUAUUGGAAUACGAAGGUCAGCCCUGUACUGGAAAGACUCGUACCUCAACAUACAGGAACCGUCAAGGAAUCAGAAGAAAAGAGGUUAUGCGCAUCCUGUAGCGCCCUCUAUAAUGUCCUUGACGAGGGGGCAAUGUUUGGCAAAGCCUGCAAGCGACGGCGGACGGCGCUGCGGACGAUAUUCAAACUGACGGACGUCAGCAAUCCCAGGGUGCAACUGCAGGCAGCUAGGCUCAUGAUGGCCCUCGGUGUAAGUGGAAACAACUUGAACAUGCUCAGCAAGUUGAUCUUAAAAGUCAGCAAAGACAACAGCAACGAUGCACUCUUCAUGGAAGAUAACAUCAUCGAUUUCAUCGUGGAUUUGCUCAAGGAGAUUGACUUCCGGACCCACUCCCAUGAGUUGUUGGUGUACCUGACCGGAUCGAUCCGCUUCCUGACCCAGAGCCACAAGGAGCUACUGGACAGGUUUGUCAAGCUGGGAACCGUCGGGCACGUCGUCAGGAUCAUGGCAUCUGUCAACGAAACAAAUUCCGAAAGCGGCAAGCUUGCUAAAGGUUCGGCUGGCGUCAUGCUGCAGCUGAUCUCCACGAUGCGUAACUUCCUGAAUCACAAAGAUCAUCAGACGCUCUUCAUGGCACAUCACGCCAUUCCAGAGAUUUGCCGCUCCAUGGAACUGUACCCCAGCGAUGCGGACACCAUGAUGCAUAUUGCCAGAAUAUUCAGUAAGCUGACAGUGAUCCCCGAGUGUUCCACGGUCCUUGGUGAAUACCCAUCGGCCUUCCAGUCCAUCCUAGCCUUACUCGGCCGCUACCAGGACCAGCGAGACAUGGCGGUCAGGCUCUGCUUUGCCCUGGGUAACAUGACAGCGAAGAAUGACGAUUUCAGGUACUGUCUCUUCAACGCCGAGAACGCCAUGGAAACGCUGCUCAACGUGCUGCGACAUCAUUUUGUCAAAAGUUUACAAAAGUCAAAAUUGCCAGAGGAGGAGCCUGCCAAAUCUCAAAAUGGCGACGGGGAGUCCACCAACUCUACCAACCUGACAGAAGACGUCUUGAUCAAGAUCAUCCGAGUCAUUGCCAACCUGUCUAUCAAUAAUGACAUCGGGCCGCUGAUUGCAUCCAACGAGAACUGCAUUGACCAGCUCAUGCAGAUUCUAGAUUACAAGAAUGUACGCACCAGCGAAGAGCUCGUUCUGAACACGGUCAUCACCAUCAACAAUCUGUCGUUCUACGACAUCAUCGGCAGCGAGAUUGUCGAGAGAAGGAUGGAGAUUUCAAGAUUGCUUCUGAAGUUGCUGAUGAAUGACAACAUGGAUGGAAUGAUUGAAGCUUCCAGGGUCUUUGGUAAUCUGUCUCGAGCUGUCGAAGUGAGGGACUACUUGACCUCUAAAAAAGUUGAUGAAAUGAUGGUGACGUUACUCGAUGCCAGAAACAGGGAAGUGGUCUACACAGCGUGUGGUGUGCUUAUCAACCUGAUGGCAGAUGAGAACAGAAGGCACAUACUCAAAGAGGAAGGAGGAAUCAAAAAGAUAAUUGACGUUAUGGUAGACUUUGGUCGUUCGGACUGGCAGCUUGCCGGCAUGGUGUGCAUGACGUUAUGGAACUACAGCGAGAACAUCACAAGCUCCGUUGACUGCUUUGGGGAACAAGAAGCCGCAAACCUCAUCGAUAAACUUGUGGAUUUUCUUGAUGAGGAUACAGCAAUGGAGGCUCCGGAAGGUGUUGAGUGGGACGCAGAAACCAUGGAAUUCAUGAGGUCUUACUGGCGGACUGAGUUCUGUCCGGUGGCAUCACAGCUGCUUGAGAGGGUGGAGAAACAUCAGUCCGACCUGGUACCUAUCGGAGAGGCUCCUUGAUAAAAGGGAUUGGGGGGGGGGUUGCUGGUUGGGUUAGAGGAACGUAGUUGAAGGGGUGUAAGCAAAGAAUGGUUACAGCAGGUGCAGAAUUCCGUAUUAUAAAAUUAUGUAUAGCACAGAAAUUCACCAAGCAUGGAAAUAUCAGCUUAGCAGAAACUGGUUACCAGCCAAAACCUCAUGAAAUGUAUACCACUUGUGACUGGUUCCCUGCUAGUAUUUUGCUGAGCAGUUCCAUUCGCUAAGCAUUAUUUUCUGCUUAAGCCGCUCAAUGCUAUCGAUCCGGUCCUGGUUAGCACAAUGUUAGUUUGCAGUUUUUGAAGAAAAUAUUCGACUUUUCAUCAAGCGUCGUACUUUGCACUGACCCACUUUUCAUCACCCAUGUAGGAGAACUGGUCAAAAAUUGUGCAUUUUAGGAUGACAAAACAUGUGUGCCGUAUUUGUAUGAGUGAUCAAUGAUUUUAUGCAAGGUUUUAUGAGCAGAAAAAAAUUAAGUAUAGAAAACAAAAGGUAUUGUUUGUGCACACAAUUCAUUCCAAUUGCAUGUUUUCCAGUAUUGCAAUUUUUCAUUUUUGAUUUUCAAAAAAAGUCAUUUGCCAAAGAAAAUUCCUGUUUUGCUUUUUAAGACCUGAUUUUUUUGCAACUUUUCAACAAAGGAAUAUCAGGGUAUGUGUACCUACGUAUUUUCUUUCAUCAAACAACAAAUGCAGUGCAGUAUUUUUAAGUUGAAGUUUAAAAAUAUGUCAUUUGGUAAAAAAUUGGUCAUGGACAAAAAUUGCAGUUUUUUGCUUGUGAUUUAGGAUAGUCGGAAUGUCUGUUGAUCAUAAUUAUUUGUAUGGUUGUAUAGCACUGUACAAGUUGACAAAAAA
Messenger RNA from Patiria miniata (bat star), 3645 nucleotides. It is a transcript of the gene armc2, whose product is annotated as armadillo repeat-containing protein 2-like. NCBI's taxonomy places the organism in Eukaryota, Metazoa, Echinodermata, Asteroidea, Valvatida, Asterinidae. Gene Ontology annotation, biological process: cilium organization. The coding region runs from base 149 to 2779 and encodes 876 amino acids. Gene Ontology annotation, molecular function: protein binding. The transcript has 17 exons. The record is from RefSeq and is a predicted model, not a curated record.